Messenger RNA from Gamsiella multidivaricata, 957 nucleotides. Its product is annotated as Lumazine-binding protein. Gene Ontology annotation, biological process: riboflavin biosynthetic process. Gene Ontology annotation, molecular function: riboflavin synthase activity. The transcript is spliced from 4 exons. The record is from RefSeq and is a predicted model, not a curated record. The coding region runs from base 199 to 912 and encodes 237 amino acids. Lineage: Eukaryota; Fungi; Mortierellomycota; Mortierellomycetes; Mortierellales; Mortierellaceae.
AAGAAGGAGUGCUGGACCACCCUUAAUGUCUGUGAAGAGAACAAACCUUAUCCAUCGCCAGUUCAGGAGCUGCGCACCAGAACAGAGUCUCUUCACAUCUCGAAGGACUUCUCCUCCUCUCUCUUUUGAAUCUUUACUUCUCCAUACCUUCCCUCUCUUCCGCAUACCCUUCAUCAUAACACAGCAACUGCAGACAUCAUGUUUACUGGCAUCGUAGAAAUCCUCGGGAAGGUCACCGACAUUGCACCUCUCGACUUUUCAGAAUCAGGUGGAAAAGGAUUCAGCAUCACCAUUGGCGAGGCUGCCGAGAUCCUGGGCGACUGCCAUCUUGGCGACAGCAUUGCUGUCAAUGGAACCUGCUUGACCGUAACAGAGUUCGGUGCCUCGUUCUUCAAAGUUGGUGUCGCACCCGAGACCCUGCGCAAGACCAAUCUCGGUUCAUUAAAGGUCGGUGACGCCGUCAACUUGGAGCGUGCCAUGAAUGCUCAUACCCGCUUUGGUGGCCACAUGGUACAAGGCCAUGUCGAUACUACGGUCUCCAUUGUCUCUCGUGAGGAUGACGGCAAUGCCAUUACGUUCGUCUUUGAAAUUCCUGAAGAAUACAAGGAGCUCAUGGACUACAUCGUCCCCAAGGGAUUCAUCUGUCUGGAUGGCACCUCCCUCACUGUCAUUGAUGUCGACGAUGUCAAGAGGACGUUUUCUAUCAUGAUGAUCGCCUACACGCAGACCAGGGUUGUCAUGCCACGCAAGGCUUUGGGCGAUAAGGUCAAUGUCGAGGUCGAUAUGAUGGGCAAGUAUGCCUCCAAGGGCGUCGAGGCUAUGGUCAAGAGAUUCCUUGAUGGCGAGGAAGGUGAGACCAUGGUCACCAAGGUCUUGGAUCGUAUUCUCGCUAAGCGCGGUUCUACGCAAUAACUGUCAGCCGCAAUAAAGUAUUUGAACAAUAUUUGUCUAUAAUUC